Messenger RNA from Closterium sp. Naga37s-1, 221 nucleotides. The record is from the annotation of a GenBank genome assembly. NCBI's taxonomy places the organism in Eukaryota, Viridiplantae, Streptophyta, Zygnematophyceae, Desmidiales, Closteriaceae.
ACAGGCGGCCGCUACAGGCGGCAGCGGCGUGCGCGGCGGUGAACAUCGGCAUCUAUCUCUACGCCGCGGUCUUCCUGCGCCUCUUCCGCCGUGACACGCGCUCCUACCACCAGUCCGCGCCAGGCGCCGUGGCUGCGGCCACGGCUGUGGGACUCGCGGCUUACAUCCUGUGCUCUAUUGCCUUCUGGCCCGUCUGGGGCAUUUUCACCCUGCCCAUUCUU